GUGAACACCAACUUCCAUGGCGACGUGACCAUCCUACAGUCUUCUGCAGGCCAAGAAGCCCUCAAGAGGAAAAAUCAAUCCUUCUGCAGAGCCCCACAGGAUGUGCUGGGCAACCUUUGCUAUGUGGAAGACCUUUAUGUGACCAAUAGCCACCGACUCAACAGCCGGGUUUGUCAAGCGUUUGUCACUUCUGCCAUGAAUGGGCAAAAGAAGAAGGAA
This is a messenger RNA of Durusdinium trenchii, 219 nucleotides long. NCBI's taxonomy places the organism in Eukaryota, Dinophyceae, Suessiales, Symbiodiniaceae. The record is from the annotation of a GenBank genome assembly.